CUUUAACUUAAUUUUUUUUUCUUGCUAUCAUACCGGGGAAGAGCUGUUUGGGAGGAAAGAGGAAUGUCACUUUUGAUAUCUAACCUAUAUCCGAUAAAUUGAUUAUAUCACGCUCUCUCCUUUUCUCCCACCCCGCCCUCGUUCGGCCCUGCAAACACUCGCGUUCAUCAUACCCCUGGAGAGGAGCAAAACUGUUCAUGCUGUUGCUGCCCUCCGAGUUUCAAUGUUAAGGAUUGGCUUUCGCCGCUCAUUGCCCCAACCUUUAUCUAAGACCAUAGCCGGAACAACGCCAUCGAGAGCAACCGCAGGGCAUUCGUCGUUCUGGAGGUUGGAGUUUCCAGGGAAGUUUGUCUGCAUGUCAUGCCAAUCACGUGCCUUGGCCAGUCAUGCCCGGCAUGGACGUGGGACCCGAGCAUCCGGAUUUCUUGGAAUGAUAAAACGUUUAGAGGCCCAUGUCCAGCUCAUCGAGAAACGGGCCGCCGAUAUUGAAGCUCAGGGUGCUGCCAGGAAGAGACUUCCGGAUCUUGAAAUGACAGAGGAGUUGCAAGAUCAAGCCUACGAAGCCUUGAUGACACCCGGGUCGAAAACUGCCGUCUUUCUCCCCCAGCCGGAAACUGUAUCCAAGAUGUUACCGGCCUCGAUCGUCGAACGGUUAGGGAGCGCUGCGGCCUUGGUCGAUACUUCGACGCCCCUUUGGGGUACGGUGAUAGGACAACUGGAGUUCAAUGGAGGGUUCCAGGGAAUGGAGAUAGUGGAUGUCAAUUGCCUGCUAGUGUCUAUGGGUCUUGAAAGCAGGGUGGAGAAUUCGCUCAAGUUACAGGAAAUGAUGGAAAAGGCGAAAUUAGAGCCGGACACGCUAACAUAUGACCUAUUGAUGAUGGCUCAUGCGCAGUUGGGAUGCCCGGAAGAGGUAAAAACCUUAUUCGAAAGUCUCAAAAAAAGUAAAGGAUUGGUUCCUGGUCCAUGUACUGAUCUCUCGAUUAUUCUGACUGACACAAUGUUAUCAAUAGAGGGUGUACCUCCCACCAUAUUCACUUAUGCGCAUCUUCUUAAAGCAUUUUCCCUCCAAGCAGAUAUUGAGGGAGCCGGAAAGGCUUUCACAGAAAUGCGUGAAGCUGGUAUUCGACCGAAUAUUGUCGUCUAUACAACCCUAAUUAAAACGUGUCUAAAUCGUCGUGAAUUUCCAACAGCUUGGCGUAUAUUCGACCUUAUGAAGUUGAAAUCGAAGGCAACAGCGCCAGAUACCCGCACCUUUGCACUGAUGCUGCAUGCAUGUGCUAUGGAGGGUGAGAGCGAGAAGGCGCUGAAUCUCUUUAAAGACAUGACAGACCGUAUGCGAUUGAAACCUACGAAAGAGACAUAUCAUGCUUUGAUUCACGCCCUCGCUGUGCGGAAAGACUAUUAUCAAGAAGUAUGGCGGUAUGCUACGGAGAUGCAAAAAGAGGGGUUCAAAAUGGACCGAAGGGUGCUUGGAACACUGAUCCAAGCUUGCGGGAAAAGGGGAGACCUAACGAGGGCCAGAAUGUUAAUAAGACACAUGCUGGGUAGCGGGAAGGAAGACAUUGUUCCGGACUCGACAACCUAUCAAUGUCUGUUCAGAGCCUAUGCAAAUACCGGGGGGAAGAAAAAAUGUGUUGAAUUUGUGGAGGGAGGGUCACCCGAGACCUCGGCACCCUAUGUCGGGCCAGACACCAGACUUGUGAAGCAAGAGGAGAGCUUCAAGGAGGACGCCAUACCUUUCUCUCAAAACACAAUUCUGAAUACCCGCUUGGAGAUCAUGAGAGAAGCAAGGCGAGUCAUGGAAUGGCUCUGUACCGUAAAACCGCACCUAGUAGACACUCAGUUGAUGAACGCCCUCCUCGAUGCCUACUGCAACCAUUACUACCCCUUCAAAUUCAAAGUAUUGUACUAUACGGCUUUCACCGACCCCAAGGAAUCGGACUACCUAGAACCAACUACUUCCGGAACCGGGGCCGGGAACCUAACGCCCGAACCCAACGGCGUCCCUGCUGCCGACACCAUAGACACGGGCAAAGGCACAGGCACAGACGCAGAGCCAGACAAAAACACCCACCCAAAUUCACCCGACCAGUCCGCACUCCGAAGGAUCGUCCCCAGAAACCUCUACACAUUUCAAACCGCACUUUCCGGCGCCUACAAACAUUACGAUCUAUCGUUCGCCUGGGAUAUCUACAACGACCGCAUAAAGUACCUCCUGACGAAACAAUACUACUCGCUGUACCGCGAAGCCGAGCGGAGAAGGCUAGACGCGAAAGCAGAGUGCAUGAUGAUCAACAUCCUCGCGCGCUGCGAGAUGCUCGGCGAGGCUGCAGCCCGACUGAAGACCACCUGCAAGAAGUACAAAAUUUACGAGUCGGACAUAGCAAUACUGCACAUCAAGGCUUUGCAGUUGGACGAUAAGCAGACGUUGAAGGUUAUCAAGGAAUGUGUUGGGACUACGCGAUACCGGGAUUACGCCGUAGGGGCAAGGCAUAAACUGCCGUGGAAGGGCGAGGGCGAGGCGGAGGAUUCGUCGAGGACGUGGUGAUCUUGUUCUCCCCCUUCAUCAUUUUUCAUUCAUUGUGCAUAAUUACGAGUGAUAAGAGGUGAUUUGCGUUGUAUAUAGCAUAGAUGUCUUCCCCCUUUUUUUGUUGGAGGAGGGAAAGGUAAAGGGUUCGGAUUGAGCGAGCCUCCACUACGGUCCCUUUGAAAAGGUUUUGUGUAUCAUAUAAUGUAUGAUAUCCCGUAUUGCG
This is a messenger RNA of Tuber melanosporum (Perigord truffle), 2753 nucleotides long. RefSeq lists its product as uncharacterized. Gene Ontology annotation, molecular function: protein binding. The transcript has 3 exons. The record is from RefSeq and is a predicted model, not a curated record. NCBI's taxonomy places the organism in Eukaryota, Fungi, Ascomycota, Pezizomycetes, Pezizales, Tuberaceae. Bases 356 to 2548 code for a protein of 730 amino acids.